Messenger RNA from Dentiscutata erythropus, 483 nucleotides. NCBI's taxonomy places the organism in Eukaryota, Fungi, Glomeromycota, Glomeromycetes, Diversisporales, Gigasporaceae. The record is from the annotation of a GenBank genome assembly.
AUGCAUACAUAUAAUCCACUUAUUAUUCCGGAUACUAUUGCUGAAAUCGUUCAAAAACUUUCAUUGGAAGAUCUCAACAAAUUCUGUUGGAUAAAUCGCACUUGGUACAAAGAAAUUCAGCACGAACUCCGAAAAAGAUGGGAGAUACAAGUGUUAAAAGGCUAUAAAUUAGGACUUGAAAGAGAUAAAAAAAUAAGUGAAGCACAAGAAAAAUAUUCGGAUGAUGAGGUAAUACAAGGAUAUAUCGAAUUUGGUAUAGCAAAUAAUUAUUGGGGUAAGCAAUUCAAAAGUGCUAAAAAACAGGUAGAGAUUGAAAAGUAUAUGCUUGUUAAUGGAAUGAUAAGUAAAUCAGAAAAGGAGAUCGUUAAAUUUAAUAUACAGCAAAUAAAAAAUAACGCAAUCCCCUGGGAUAGUAUAGAAGAUUGGGAUUUAGCAGAAUUAGAAGAUUGGGAUGAUUUACCUGAAUUGAUCAAACAAGCCUAG